GUCAGUAGAUGAGCACACAGCACUGGGAAAACACAUGCUCAUGAAUCCAUUUCUUUGCUUUCAGACUGUCAUCAAAGAGGGGAUGCUGACCAAACAGAACAAUUCAUUCCAGCGAUCAAAAAGGAGGUACUUUAAGCUUCGAGGGCGAACACUGUACUACGCAAAAACUGCCAAGUCGAUCAUAUUUGAUGAGGUGGACCUGACAGAUGCCAGUGUGGCUGAAUCCAGCACGAAAAACGUCAACAACAGCUUUACAGUCAUCACUCCAUGUAGGAAACUCAUCCUGUGUGCUGAUAACAGAAAAGAAAUGGAAGAUUGGAUUGCAGCACUGAAGACUGUCCAGAACAGGGAGCAUUUUGAGCCCAGCCAGUACAGCAUGGACCACUUCUCGGGGACGCACAACUGGUAUGCCUGCUCCCACGCGAGGCCGACCUACUGCAACGUGUGCCGUGAGGCUCUGUCUGGGGUCACGUCCCACGGACUGUCCUGUGAAGUGUGCAAAUUUAAGGCCCACAAGCGCUGUGCUGUGCGUGCGACCAGUAACUGCAAGUGGACCACGUUGGCCUCCAUCGGGAAGGACAUCAUUGAGGACGAGGACGGGAUCGCCAUGCCGCACCAGUGGCUGGAGGGGAACCUGCCCGUGAGUGCUAAGUGCACGGUGUGCGACAAGACGUGUGGCAGCGUGCUGCGCCUGCAGGACUGGCGCUGUCUCUGGUGCAAGGCCAUGGUGCACACGGCAUGUAAAGAGUCCUUGCUGACCAAGUGCCCGCUGGGCCUAUGCAAAGUGUCUGUCAUCCCACCCACCGCACUCAACAGCAUCGAUUCUGAUGGCUUCUGGAAGGCCACGUGUCCUCCGUCCUGCACGAGUCCAUUGUUGGUCUUUGUCAAUUCAAAAAGUGGGGACAACCAGGGUGUGAAGUUCCUCCGAAGAUUCAAGCAGCUACUGAACCCUGCCCAGGUCUUUGACCUCAUGAACGGAGGACCACAUCUUGGCUUACGCUUAUUCCAGAAGUUUGACACGUUCCGGAUUCUCGUUUGUGGUGGGGAUGGCAGUGUUGGUUGGGUCCUUUCUGAAAUCGACAGCCUCAACCUUCACAAACAGUGUCAGCUGGGAGUGCUGCCCCUUGGCACCGGGAAUGACCUGGCUCGCGUGCUGGGCUGGGGUUCGGCCUGUGAUGACGACACCCAGCUCCCGCAGAUCUUGGAGAAGCUGGAGAGAGCCAGCACCAAGAUGCUGGACAGGUGGAGCGUCAUGGCCUACGAGACCAAGCUGCCCCGGCCGGCCUCCUCUUCCACUGUCACAGAAGACUUGAGUGAGGGUUCCGAGGUGCAGCAGAUUCUCUUCUAUGAAGACUCGGUCGCGGCCCAUCUUUCUAAGAUCCUGACCUCCGACCAGCACUCGGUGGUGAUCUCAUCGGCCAAGGUGCUCUGCGAGACGGUGAAGGACUUCGUGGCUCGGGUGGGAAAAGCCUAUGAGAAGACCACCGAGAGCUCUGAGGAGUCGGAGGUCAUGGCCAAGAAGUGCUCUGUCCUGAAAGAGAAGCUGGAUUCACUCCUCAAGACCCUGGAUGACGAGUCCCAGGCCUCGUCCUCUCUGCCCACGCCACCGCCCACCAUCGCCGAGGAGGUGGAAGACGGGGAUGGGGCCGGCAGCGGCUGCGGCUCCAGUUCCACUGGGGACCGCCCCGUGGGGUCAGUGUGCCCGGCCCGACCGCAGAUCUUCCGUCCCCGGGAGCAGCUUAUGCUGAGAGCCAACAGCCUGAAGAAGGCGAUUCGUCAGAUCAUCGAACACACGGAGAAAGCUGUCGAUGAGCAGAACGCCCAGACCCAGGAGCAGGAGGGGUACGUGUUAGGUCUCUCUGAGUCGGAGGAGAAGAAGGACCUGAAGUCGGACGACAGAGUGGGCCGGGGCGAGAGCUACGGCGCUGCCAAGGGCAGGAGCCUCCGCAAAGUCCCCUGUGAAAAGCUGAUAAGCAAAGGAAGCUUGUCCCUGGGCGGUUCAGCCUCUCUUCCUCCACAGUCAGGAAACCGGGACGGCCUGCCAGCACUGAACACCAAGAUCCUUUUCCCGAGCGUUCGGGCCGGGAUGUCUGGUUCCUUGCCCGGAGGUUCAGUCAUCAGUCGCUUACUGAUUAACGCCGACCCCUUUAACUCUGAACCAGAGAACCUAGAGUAUUACACCGAGAAGUGCGUCAUGAACAACUAUUUCGGCAUCGGCCUGGAUGCGAAGAUCUCCCUGGACUUCAACAACAAGCGUGACGAGCACCCGGAGAAGUGCAGGAGUCGAACCAAGAACAUGAUGUGGUAUGGAGUCCUCGGCACCAGGGAGCUGCUGCACAGAACCUAUAAGAACCUGGAGCAGAAGGUCCUGCUGGAGUGUGAUGGACGGCCCAUCCCGCUGCCCAGUCUCCAGGGGAUCGCUGUGCUCAACAUUCCCAGCUACGCCGGGGGCACCAACUUCUGGGGGGGCACCAAGGAAGACGAUACCUUUGCAGCGCCGUCGUUCGACGACAAGAUCCUGGAGGUGGUCGCGGUGUUUGGCAGCAUGCAGAUGGCUGUCUCUCGCGUCAUUAGGCUGCAGCAUCACCGAAUCGCCCAGUGUCGCACAGUGAAGAUUUCCAUCCUGGGGGAUGAGGGCGUACCUGUGCAGGUGGAUGGAGAGGCCUGGAUCCAGCCCCCAGGGUACAUCCGGAUUAUCCACAAGAACCGGGCACAGACGCUCACCAGGGAUCGGGCCUUUGAGAACACCCUGAAGUCCUGGGAAGACAAACAGAAAUGUGAACUGCCUCGCCCUCCGUCUUUCUCUCUGCACCCGGAGAUCCUGUCCGAGGAGGAGGCCACCCAGAUGGACCAGUUUGGGCAGGCGGCGGGAGCCCUCAUCCACAGCAUCCGGGAGAUCGCACAGUCCCACCGAGACGUGGAGCAGGAGCUCGCCCACGCUGUCAACGCCAGCUCCAAGGCCAUGGACCGAGUGUACGGCAAGCCCAGGACCACAGAGGGGCUGAGCUGCAGCUUCGUCCUGGAGAUGGUGAAUAACGUCCGAGCUCUGCGCAGCGAGACGGAGCUGCUGCUGGCAGGGAAGCUGGCCCUGCAGUUGGAUCCCCCUCAGAAGGAGCGGCUUGCAGCUGCCCUCGCCGAGAUGGACCAGCAGCUCAGGAAGCUGGCGGACACCCCAUGGCUGUGCCAGCCCAUGGAGCCUGGUGAUGAGGAGAACGCGAUGCUGGAUCUUUCCAAGCGCAGCCGCAGUGGUAAAUUCCGCCUGGUGACCAAGUUUAAGAAGGAGAAGAACAACAAGAACAGAGAAGCCCGCAGCAGCCUGGGAGCCCCGGUUCACCUCUGGGGCACAGAGGAGGUUGCUGCCUGGCUGGAGCACCUCAGUCUCUGUGAGUAUAAGGACAUCUUCACGCGGCACGACAUCCGGGGCUCCGAGCUCCUGCACCUGGAGCGGAGGGACCUCAAGGACCUCGGCGUGACCAAGGUGGGCCACAUGAAGCGGAUCCUGUGUGGCAUCCGGGAGCUGAGCCGCGGCUCUCCUGCCGCCGAGGCCUAGCCUCCGCCCUC
Messenger RNA from Vicugna pacos (alpaca), 3561 nucleotides. NCBI's taxonomy places the organism in Eukaryota, Metazoa, Chordata, Mammalia, Artiodactyla, Camelidae. The record is from RefSeq and is a predicted model, not a curated record.